Messenger RNA from Dovyalis caffra, 728 nucleotides. NCBI's taxonomy places the organism in Eukaryota, Viridiplantae, Streptophyta, Magnoliopsida, Malpighiales, Salicaceae. The record is from the annotation of a GenBank genome assembly.
GAAGAGCUCCAUUAAAGAUAUCUUAUAAUACAACAAUCAAGACGAAGCUAGCUAGGAAAGUAACAUUUCAAGAAGUUCAAGAAAAGCGUCCCAAGGUGUGGACAUUGUGGCAAUUUGCUGUCUGUGAACAUGGGGGCUUCCUUACAAACAUUUCCUCUUCAAGAUCCCCAGAUUCGAACAAGGACAGUGGGUCAUCUUCCAAAUCUAACAAUGUCACUGCUUUUGAGUCUGCUGAGCUUGAACCACCUAGAAUGCCUCCCAUCCGCCGAACUAAUUAUUUUCCUAUCGAUUGUGAACAAAAUGCAGCCCCAGAGAAGAGACAACGAGUUCCUUCAGCAUAUAACCGGUUCAUCAAGGAGGAAAUUCAAAGGAUUAAGGCUAGUAAUCCUGACAUCAGCCACAGGGAAGCUUUCAGCACAGCAGCAAAAAAUUGGGCACAUUUUCCUCACAUUCACUUUGGACUGAAGCUGGAUAGCAACAAGCAUGCUAAAUUAGACCACCAGUCAUUUGCAGGAGAGGGCACUCAAAAAACUAAUGAAUUGUACGAGAUCAAUGGUACCCUGAGAAAAAGUAAUGGAAAAGAGCUGUUGCCUGCGUCUGGGUCAGUAGAAGCAGAAACAGCAGAGAAGCAGGGGGAGGAGAGGAGAGAGAAAGAAAGGCCAGAUUUUAAUUUUUACCACGAACCAUCUGCCUCCCAACCACAAGGAAAGUGCUUUGACAAGGAAAGU